Molecule: messenger RNA, 1284 nt
Organism: Cyprinus carpio (common carp)
Lineage: Eukaryota; Metazoa; Chordata; Actinopteri; Cypriniformes; Cyprinidae
Gene: tada1
Product: transcriptional adaptor 1
Biological process (GO): regulation of transcription by RNA polymerase II
Cellular component (GO): SAGA complex
Molecular function (GO): transcription coactivator activity
Source: RefSeq, a predicted model, not a curated record
GAAGUAGGCGGCGGUGUGCGCUGAACCCGCCAAACUAAAGGAAGCGGAAGAAGAACGCGACGCGUCAUCGCAGCUUCCGGCGUCGCUAUGGCGGCUCACGCGAGUGAACUGGAGAUAGCAAAGAAGAACUUAACCGAUGCUGUCGGAGACAAUGUCAAACAUUACUGGGCCAACCUCAAACUCUGGUUCAAGCAGAAGAUCAGCAAGGAGGAGUUCGACCUGGAGGCGCGGCGUCUGCUGGCUCAGGAGAACGUCCAUGUCCACAACGACUUCCUGCUGGCCAUCCUCACCCGCUGCCAGAUCAUCGUGUCCACGUCAGAGGGCACCAGCUCGCUGCAGUGGAACAGCGGAUCCAUAUCCAAACCUGGCAAACCCAACAGAGGCAAAAAGAAGUUUCCCUCCGUUCGGCAGAAAUUCGAUCAUCGCUUCCAGCCGCAGAACCCUCUGCAGGCGGCGCAGGCCUUCAGUCCUCGAGAAGCAGCGCUGGAGGACGACGAGCUGAGGCUGAGCGCUCACACACUGCUGCUGCCCACCAGAGGACAGAUGGAGGCGCGCAUGAUGGUCACCGCCUUCGAGAUGGGCCUGGACAACGUGAGCGAAGACGCCGUCAGCACCAUGUUCUGUGCACUGGAGGUGCAUUUGAAGGAUAUCCUCAGCGCUCUGGUGUCGCGGCGGAAGGCCUACCGUCUGCGGGACGGUCACUUCCAGUACGCGUUCGGCAGUGACGUGACGCCGCGGCCGUACCUGAAGAACAGUCUGCCGGCGUACCACAGCGUCACUGAAUGUCCUCCUCCGAGCGCAUCACUUCCUGCCGGGCCUCCUCCUCAGAUGUCUCCGGACGAUGCGGAGCAGCAGGCGGCGCUCCUGCUGGCGUGUUCAGCUGACAGUGUCCCGCCGCCGCUGACGCCCAUCAGUGUGUUCGACCUGCUGGAGGCGCUGCAGGUCCAGCGGAGGGUGAUGCCGUCUCACAGCAUGUACGCCCUGAACAUGGAGAGGAUUCUGGCCCGGCUCUGGCAUCCCAGCCACGAGGAGCUGGAGCAGGACCACAUCCACCGCCAGCACCUGGCCAGUAAAGAGGGGCUGCUGGUCAGCUGACUGAUGAUGAUGAAGAGCGUCCUCCUCCUCCUCGACGCCCGCACUAACACCAGCUCACGUCACUCAGGAGGGGUUUCAAUAUUUCUGGGCUUUGUGUAAAAAGGCAGUAAAUGUGAUUUUGUAAAUAAUUGUGUAUUGUUCUCAGUUCUAGUUUUUGUAUGCAAGUAUUAAAAAAAAUACUCCGCUGAA